Cornus florida is the source of this 959-nucleotide messenger RNA. RefSeq lists its product as uncharacterized. Bases 46 to 681 code for a protein of 211 amino acids. The transcript has 2 exons. NCBI's taxonomy places the organism in Eukaryota, Viridiplantae, Streptophyta, Magnoliopsida, Cornales, Cornaceae. The record is from RefSeq and is a predicted model, not a curated record.
GAAUGGUAAGCUUGAAGGUUCAUAGAAAGACACAAUUUCCCUAGUAUGCAGCUCAAGUUAAAAAUGAAGAAUUUUUUCCCACAAUUAAAAAUGAAGAAUAGUGCUUCUGUUUACUUAAAACACAUGAUCUCUGUGUUGUGUUCUAUGGCCAAAAAUAAAUCAAUGGCCAUCAAAAGCAAAACGGACGCUAUGAGAGCGCGGCUCAUCGUGUUCUCAUUGGUGAAGAACAAGAAGCUCUCGCUCGAUUCCAUCACUCACAGGAUUCAUGCCAUACUAGGGCAGCAAAACAGGGGAGGCAGCCACGACGAGAGUGAUCAGAGCAGAGCCAUCGUGCUAUACAACGCCUCGGAGCCACACGGGAGUUCAGUUAGUAACACCCUGCAGCCCAGUAAGAGGCUGGAGGGCUAUGUAUACUACGACGAGGAUGAUGAUGAUGAUGGUAAGUAUCCGGAUCUCAGGCACUCGUUGUUUGACGAGGCUGAUGAGCUGGACUUGGGCGAUCCCAACGGAUCAGUGAUCGAUCUGGUGAGGAAUUCCAAGGAGGAAGGAGAGGAAUUCAGCCUUGAAGACGAGAUUGAUCACGUAGCCGACUUGUUUAUCAUGAAGUUUCAUAAGAAAAUGAGAAUGCAGAAGCUGGCUUCAUUCAAAAGGUAUCAAGAAAUGCUUGAGAGAAGUGCUUGAAACGUAUACUACUAAUAAUCAUUGAUGCAGAGGAACCAACAAAAAAAAAAAAGGGUCACUCAUCAGCUUUGCAAUUUCCCUAACUUCACAAGAUUGCCCGCCAGAAUUGAACUUCCUUGUCCUCUGAAUUUUUUUUUUUUUUUUUGAAAUAUUAUAUGAAUAAUGUCAAUGGGCUUGGUCUAGGGUACUGCUAUAUUUAGCCAAAACAUGUAAUGCUCCAUCUUUUCUUCUUCUGUACUGAAAAAUUACACAUUAAUGUAUUAAAACUAUUACUAUUA